Molecule: messenger RNA, 486 nt
Organism: Leptinotarsa decemlineata (Colorado potato beetle)
Lineage: Eukaryota; Metazoa; Arthropoda; Insecta; Coleoptera; Chrysomelidae
Product: macrophage mannose receptor 1
Source: RefSeq, a predicted model, not a curated record
CUUUAAGAUUCAAUAUUCCAGGCUAACUACAUGCAAGCUAUACAAUUCUGUAAAAUCAUCAAGAUGGAAUUGGUAACCAUCUCGUCAGCUGAAGAGAAUGAAAGAAUAAGAAAAUAUAUCCGAGAUACAAGUAUUGGUGACUAUUGGUGGACAUCUGGGACGAAACUUCUGGAUGGAAAAACUUGGGUGUGGCUAACAAAAGGAACAAGGGUCGAAUACACCAACUGGUUGCCAGGUCAACCAGAUGGUGACACUCAAUUCUGCCUACACUUGAUUCACAAAAGAGAUAAGGGUUUAUUCUGGAAUGACAACUAUUGCAAUAAUCAGUAUCAAGUUAUUUGCGAGAGACCAACAUCCGAUCCCGAAGAGGAAAAUGGAGGUCAUGCUGGUGUGGUAACUAAUACAGUUUUUCAUACGACACCGAAAAUCGAUAUACGAAUAGAUACAGAUUUGGACGGUAAAUAUUUUUGAUGAUGAUUUAAUUUC